AUUAAGUUUUAUCUUUAAGCAAUGAAAGUUGUUUUGGUAGGAAACAUUAAUGUUGGAAAAUCAUCUUUUUUUGUACGCUUUAAAGAUGAUAGAUUUGUAGAAAAACUAAAUUCAACAAUAGGAUUAGACCAGUGUACUAAAGAAAUUGCAUUAAGAGAUGGCAAAAUGGUUAAGAUUAAUCUUUGGGACACUGCCGGACUAGAAGUUGCAGGAUAUAUGACAAGUAACUAUUACCGAUUCAGCAAAGGUGUUGUUUUGGUGUAUGACGUAAAAGAUCGAGAUACUCUUAGCUGUUUAAAUGCGUGGAUAGAUGAUUCAAAACCUUAUAUUCCCGAGCAUGCUCCUUUUUUUUUACUUGGCAAUAAAAUUGAUAGUUUUGCGUCUGAAAUUGAAGUAACAAAACAAGAUGCUGUUAAUUUUGCAAGAAACAAUAGAAUACCUGAUGAGCAUGUUUUUGAAAUAUCUGUUAAAUCAGGUAGAGGCUUUAAAGAUUUUAUAGAUUCUGUUGCAAAUAUACUUAGUCGUGAUGAAAAUCAUGUUGUUGAUGAUGCGAAUAAUGUUAGAGUUAAAAAAAAUCAGAAUAAAUUUUUUGGUUGUUGUUAAUUUUUUUAUUUUUACUUUUUAUUUUUUUACAAAUGUUUUAUACUUUUUGUUCUUAU
Messenger RNA from Hydra vulgaris (swiftwater hydra), 659 nucleotides. Its product is annotated as ras-related protein Rab-12. Gene Ontology annotation, biological process: vesicle-mediated transport. The record is from RefSeq and is a predicted model, not a curated record. Gene Ontology annotation, molecular function: GTPase activity; GTP binding. Lineage: Eukaryota; Metazoa; Cnidaria; Hydrozoa; Anthoathecata; Hydridae.